AACAGUACAUAGGGGAUUCCCCUGCAGGUUUUCCCAACGACACACAAGCAAAGAGAGUCUUCAAACAAAGAUCAUAAAAACAUCUAUAACUCAAGUUAAAAAUCUUCAAUAUGGACGGUAAAAACACUCCUCCCAAAAAGCCCAUCAUCAACCCCGGCAUGUUGCAGGAUUUCAUUGCCAGAUGCCUCUUGUGUCUCGUCACAGUCUGGAAUCUCUGUUUCAAGUACUGUCAAGAAUCAGGGGAAGAGGAGCCUUCUGAAAACUACUCGAAGGACAAGUUUUCACAGGAGAGAGGAGAAUACCUAAAAAGGUUUUGUCUCAUUAGAACCUUACAAGAAAGAAAAUUUAAGUUACAGCAGUUGAUUUACAAGUUUUUCUAUGGAGGAAACUCUGAACAAAACAGACAAGAAACACAAAGGGAACCUCAAGCAGAAACAUGCCCACCUGUGCAAAAUGAAACUGGAGUUAUCCAUGAUAUGGGCCUGAGACUGAGAAUCAGAAAAGGAGAACAGGGUCCAGUUGCAGAUCGUAGACCAAGCACAGGAUUGAUGGUCGACCGAUCUCCAGGAGCUGAACCUGUUUGUGAUCAUGCAGUAACUCCUCCUGAAGCAGGUGGACUCAGCCAGGGUACCAUCACUCCAGCUGCAUCAUCUCAAGGAGCUGAACCUGUUUGUGAUCAUGCGGCAACUCGUCCUGAAGCAGGCGGACUCACAUGUAAAGAAAGUCCAGAUUUAACAACUCUUCCAUUGCCUCCCAUCAACAACUCUGCCACUUCUGCACUGGUUGUAACAAAGCAGAAAAACACUCCAUCUCCACCCCUCCAAACCCUGUCUUCACAGCCAUCAUCAGAUUCUUCCAGCAGCUUCAGUUCCAUGGCACAAGCUCCACAGAGCAACACACUUGUCCAUCAGGACAGCCAUGCAGGAUCAGCAACCACAAUGUUCACUGAGUCCGAAGGUAUCAGUGGUGAGGAUCCACCCAGCCAGACUACGGCACCCAGAGAUGACACAGGUCUCUCAGCCAUCCUUCCAUCAAAUCAUUCCAGACAUGAAAAGACCUCUGAAACUCCAGCUCCCGGACCUGUAGGUAGUGAGGGUUUGAAGGAAGAGGCCGGUGCUGUAGGUAUUUAUACUGAAGACUCUUGCAGUGACCCAGAUACAAAGCUCACACACCUUAAGUCCAAUGGUGCUGUUAGAAAGAAAACCCCUAAACAAGGUCCUACUCCUGCCUGGAAGGAGAGUCCAGGCACAUUGGCUCAGAUGUCUCCUGUUGUAGCUGCUCAGACUGAAGUACAGAUUCCAAGGACAAAAGAUGAGGAGGAUCCAAAACCUGGAGGACCUGAAAGCCUGCAGAAAGCUUCAGCCUCCAGACUCCAGACAUCCACAUCAGACAGAAGUGGCCCUGCAGGGCUGACGCCGUGGACACCAGAGGCAAGGGAAACAGAUAAAGAUGUCAACCAACCCAAGACAUCUGCAUCUUCAAGCAGUGCCGCUGAUGGCACUUGUGCUGAGUCUGAACUGCCAUCAUCAUCAGCUUCUGAAGCUGGAAGCUCACAGGUGGGCUUGUUAUCAGAGACCCUUGAAGAAGUCAAGGCCCACAGUAAGGCAGAUAGUUCUACUUCAGACACAGAGGACUAAUUUGGCAGUUUGACCUGCCUUGAAGACUUUAAAAUGUUUUUUAGUUGAGUUUACUUUUUAAGAUAAAUAUGCAUAUGUUAUAGAUCCCUUCAUAGAGGUAAUCUCAUUAAUGUCAGGUCUUUCACUCCACAAUACCUCUCUGCGUUUAGAUCUAAGGACACCCCCCCAGAAGGUUCCAUCAGGCGAACCUUCCAGAUGAAGAAUGCUUGGGUUCUCUCAGAUGUCAGCAUUCCAAACAAUUAGGCUUCAUUUCUCUCCCACCUCAAUUCGGAAAUUUUGAUUUUCAUUAAAAACAAGAAAAAAAAGUGAGCAUGGUUCACUAAUACCCCGACCCGCCUAGUGUGUCAGUAGUUUCAAAUUAAAUAGCUAGGAUAGGGUGAGGGUUUGAAAAAUUCAUCUUUUGACGGCACCUCUCCAUAUGAUACAGAUUAUAUGUAAUAAGUUUGAGAUAAAUCCACUGAAUAGUUUAAGAGAUAUCGAGCGGACAAAUUUUUCGGACGGACUUUAGGGUUUGAAAAAUUCAUUAAAAAAUGGAAAAUUUAUAAAAACAAUUUUUUUCGUUUGACUGCACCACUCCAUAUGACACAGGUUAUAUGUACUAAGUUUGACUUUUAAAAGUCGGGGGUAUAAAAAUCAACGAUGGACACAGGCGUGUACAGGGGGGUCGCUUUAUACGCAGCGAUAUACAGUACAUGUUUUGCUUUUAAUUUAUGAUCAUUUGACAAGUUGCCAAUAGAGAAUCUCACCCGAGUGUCUUUGGAUAUCAACUGUAUCAACACAAGUCGAUAAAAGUUUUAAAACUUUGAGAUUUGUCAAGGAAUGUUAACCUUU
Messenger RNA from Haliotis rufescens (red abalone), 2468 nucleotides. RefSeq lists its product as uncharacterized. The transcript has 5 exons. The coding region runs from base 111 to 1637 and encodes 508 amino acids. The record is from RefSeq and is a predicted model, not a curated record. NCBI's taxonomy places the organism in Eukaryota, Metazoa, Mollusca, Gastropoda, Lepetellida, Haliotidae.